Homo sapiens (human) is the source of this 2346-nucleotide messenger RNA. It is a transcript of the gene ZNF732, whose product is annotated as zinc finger protein 732. Gene Ontology annotation, cellular component: nucleus. The record is from RefSeq and is marked validated. The coding region runs from base 165 to 1922 and encodes 585 amino acids. Gene Ontology annotation, biological process: negative regulation of transcription by RNA polymerase II; regulation of DNA-templated transcription. The transcript has 4 exons. Gene Ontology annotation, molecular function: double-stranded DNA binding. NCBI's taxonomy places the organism in Eukaryota, Metazoa, Chordata, Mammalia, Primates, Hominidae.
GCCUUUUGCGCCAGCGUGAGCUCGGUUAGGGUCUCCACGGCCGUGCUUUCACCCCUCAGGGAGGCGUCGGUGAUUCGGUCACAGCCUCAGCCUCCGUCGCUCUGUGACCUGCGGGUAUUGGAUGAUUCGUAGCUGAGACUCCGCUACACCCCUGAAGUGGGGAAAUGGAACUCUUAACAUUCAGGGAUGUGGCCAUAGAAUUCUCUCCAGAAGAGUGGAAAUGCCUGGACCCUGCCCAGCAGAAUUUGUAUAGAGAUGUGAUGUUGGAGAACUACAGGAACCUGAUCUCCCUGGGUGUUGCUAUCUCUAACCCAGACCUGGUCAUCUAUCUGGAGCAAAGAAAGGAGCCCUACAAAGUGAAGAUACAUGAGACAGUAGCCAAACACCCAGCUGUGUGUUCUCAUUUCACCCAAGACUUUUUGCCAGUGCAGGGGAUAGAAGAUUCGUUCCACAAACUUAUAUUAAGAAGAUAUGAGAAAUGUGGACAUGAGAAUUUAGAAUUAAGAAAAAGCUGUAAAAGGAAGGUGCAGAAAGGAGGUUAUAAUGAAUUUAAUCAAUGCUUGUCAACUAUCCAGAGCAAAAUAUUUCAGUGUAAUGUACAUGUCAAAGUAUUUAGUACAUUUUCAAAUUCAAACCAACGUAGGAUAAGACAUACUGGAGAGAAACACUUUAAAGAAUGUGGCAAGUCAUUUCAGAAGUUCUCAGACCUAACUCAACAUCAAGGAAUUCAUGCUGGAGAGAAACCCUACACAUGUGAAGAAUGUGGCAAAGACUUUAAAUGGUAUUUAAUCUUUAAUGAAUAUGAGAUAAUUCAUACUGGAGAGAAACCCUUCACAUGUGAAGAAUGUGGCAACAUCUUUACCACAUCCUCAAACUUUGCUAAACAUAAAGUUCAUACUGGAGAGAAAUCUUACAAAUAUGAAGAAUGUGGCAAAGCCUUUAAUAGGUCCUCAACCCUUACUAAGCAUAAGAGAAUUCAUGCUGAAGAGAAACCCUUCACAUGUGAAGAAUGUGGCAAAAUCAUUACCUCAUCCUCAAAUGUUGCCAAACAUAAGAAAAUUCAUACCGGAGAGAAACUCUACAAAUGUCAGGAAUGUGGCAAAGUCUUUAAUAGGUCCACAACCCUUACUAAACAUAACAGAAUUCAUACUGGAGAGAAACCCUACACAUGUGAAGAAUGUGGCAAAGCCUUUAGUAGGUCCUCAGUUCUGAAUGAACAUAAGAGAAUUCAUACUGGAGAGAAGCCCUACAAAUGUGAACAAUGUGGCAAAGCCUUUAGACAAUCCGCAACCCUUAAUAAACAUAAGAGUAUUCAUACUGGAGAGAAACCCUACACAUGUGAAGAAUGUGGAAAAGCCUUUAGUCGGUUCACAACCCUUAAUGAACAUAAGAGAAUUCAUACUGGAGAGAGGCCCCACAAAUGUGAAGAGUGUGGCAAAGCCUUUGGAUGGUCCACAGACCUGAAUAAACAUAAGAUAAUUCAUACUGGAGAGAAACCUUACAAAUGUGAAGAGUGUGGCAAAGCCUUUGGAUGGUCUGCAUACCUGAGUAAACAUAAGAAAAUUCAUACUGGAGAGAAACCUUAUAGAUGUGAAGAGUGUGGCAAAGCCUUUUUAUGUUCCAGAGCCCUGAAUAAACAUAAGACAAUUCAUACUGGAGAGAAACCUUACGAAUGUGAAGAGUGUGGCAAAGCCUUUGGAUGGUCCACAUACCUGAGUAAACAUAAGAAAAUUCAUACUGGAGAGAAACCUUAUAGAUGUGAAGAGUGUGGCAAAGCAUUUAGACGUUCCAGAGUCCUGAAUAAAUAUAAGACAAUUCAUACUGGAGAUAAAACCCCCAAAUGUAAAGGAUGUGGCAAAGCCUUUAAGUGGUCCUCAUACCUUAAUCAACAUAAUAAAAUUUAUACUGGAGAGAAACUCUAGAAAUAUGAAGAAUGUGGCAAAGCCUUUGGAUGAUCCACAAACCUGAAUGAACAUAAGAAAAUUUAUACUGGAAAUAAACUAUACAAAUGUGAAGAAUGUGGCAAAGCUUUUGGAUGGUCCACAACCCUGAAUGAAAGUAAGAAUUCAUACUGGAGAAAAACCCUACAAAUGUAAAGAAUGUGGGAAAGCCUUCAAACAGUCCGCAUACCUGAAUCAACAUAAGAAAAUUGAUGCUGGAGAGCAACCCUACAAAUGUGAAGAAUGUGGCAAAGCUUUUAGAUGGUCCACAACCCUGAGUGAACAUAAGAAAAUUCAUAUGGGAGAUGAAUCCUACAAAUGUAAAGAAUGUGGGAAAGCCUAUAAACGGUCCUCACCCAUAAAUAAACAUGAGAAAAUUCAUAAUGGAGAGAACACCUACAAAUGU